Messenger RNA from Sclerotinia borealis F-4128, 1761 nucleotides. NCBI's taxonomy places the organism in Eukaryota, Fungi, Ascomycota, Leotiomycetes, Helotiales, Sclerotiniaceae. The record is from the annotation of a GenBank genome assembly.
AUGACUUCCGAGGCCUCACGGCCAUUGAUUCUACCUCAGAAUCGGAAGUUACGACACCUGCAAGGCAUAUACGUCCGAAAUCUAACACUUUCCCGUCCACGAGGAAAAACAAUCGACGAUGCAGGUCUCAACAAAUCACCACAGAAACUCGAAGCUUUGCGCCGCGAAUCACAACUACAUCAUGCGCAAUCAUCAGGCGAUCUACGACCUGCGAAGACGAGGAGAUCGAGUUCGAAUUGGGUUGGUGCAAGCCCUGCUAUAAGACAAAAAAAGCUUGAGGAUGUAAGGGAUAGUCGUAUGGCAGAUAGCUUCUUCACAUUACAUUGCGAGGGACAGGAUGAUCCUAUAUAUAUCAGCGAGGUUGUAGGAAAGGCAAUGAAUCCCACAUUUCGAUCUUUCGAUUUAUCUUCGUUUGGUCCUGCGACGACGCGACUCGAUACUGUUACUGUUAAGAUAUGGAUCAAGCGACGAGACUUUGUUCCACUGAUUGAAGAGGAAGUUAAUCUUCAGUCUUUGCAGUUCUUAGGACGACUAGAGAACCACCCUUUCCCAUCAAAUUCGAUUAUAUUCCACCUCACAGAUGGCAUAUAUACCAUUGAUCUCACUUCCAAACUACCUCAGCCAAGACCUAGCAUUGCUCUUCCUACAUCCUCCUACAAUGCAUUGAUGCGCCUCUCAAAUCUCGAUGAAUCCAUUCAAGAUGCUUUAGCUACCCGCGAAGAACUUACUUCUCAAAUAAACGCUAUCCUUACUAAUAAUACCUCUCCAUCAACAUCUCUCCCCGUUGCCCAAGAAUCUCUCACCCUCGCCAAUCGUUACGUCUCCGCCUCCCGAAAACUCCUCCACCACUCCCAAAAUCGCCAAACUGAGCUCAAAACAUCCAUCUCCUCCCGACGGGCUGCCAUUUCCUCCGGCUACACCGUCCAAUGCGCUGCUGAAUCCGACGUCCAGAACGCCCAAGAGCACCUCAAUAACUCCCGCAUUCUCCUCACAAACACCAGCUCUCUCAUUCGCGGCCAACGCCGUCGCAUCUGCGAAGAACUCAUACAAACUUUCCCCAUUGAACCAACGUCUCACCCCCUCCUCUUCACAAUCUGUGGUCUACCUCUUCCAAACACAACUGAUGAUGAUACAUCGUCUUCCGACGAAGAUGUUAUAGCCGCCGCUCUAGGCUAUGUCGCUCUAUUAGUCCACCAUCUCCAAUACUAUCUCGCAGUUCCCCUCCCAUACCCCAUUACGCCCUGCGCUUCGCGUUCUCUCAUACACGACCCUAUAUCUCUCGUGCAAGACCGCCAAAGGAUAUUCCCUCUCUACCCCCAAUCCGUCAUCCGCUUCCGUUUUGACUGGGGCGUAUUCCUUCUAAACAAAAACAUUGAAGCACUAGCUGAAUCCCAAGGCCUACGCGUCCUCGAUAUCAGACAAACAGUGCCUAAUCUGAAAUAUCUAUUGUAUGUCUGUAGCGCUGGUUCUGAAGAGCUACCAGAGAGGAAAAGAGGGGGGGUGAAGGGAUUAUUGGUUGGGGGUGCUGGGGCCGGGAGAGUAGGGAGUAGGAGAGGAAGCGAUGAUAGUGCGAGAAUGAUGGGAGUAGGUGAUGCGAUUAGGAAGGCGUUGGAACAUGGGAAUGGAUUGGAAAAUGGUAAUGGGAACGGAAAUGGUAAUGGAAAUGCUCAGGCAGCAACUAAUGUACAAUUUAAAAAGGAGCCGUUAGUAAUGGCAGGACAUAGCUUGAGGACGAGUGGAUUGAGGGAAAAUGUUCAUUAG